Molecule: messenger RNA, 2925 nt
Organism: Ogataea haglerorum
Lineage: Eukaryota; Fungi; Ascomycota; Pichiomycetes; Pichiales; Pichiaceae
Exons: 1
Coding region: 1-2925 (974 amino acids)
Source: RefSeq, a predicted model, not a curated record
AUGCCACAACCGGAGGAAUCCCCGCAGACGCGCUACAUGCGAAACAUCCAACUCAUGGAGAGCCAGUUUUUUCGCCAGAUGUCGACUGUCGGGGCACAGCCUGUCUCGCCCCUGAGUUCGAAAAUGGGAGUCUUGAGUCCACCCACUGAUCCGUCGGAUUCGCUUUCUCGAUCGCCUAGCCCGCCCCCUCCAAUUCCUCCAAAGACCUACCUUACGCACAGCCCCCAAACAUCCUUGUUCAGGACGAGAAUUGCAGAAACAGAGAAAACUUCAGUCUCAGGACAGAGUCGUUUUGAAAAGAAUGCCAGAAGCAGUGUACAGAGCGACAUAUCGGCAUCCGCGUCGCCAACCCAGUCACGCAAACCUUUAUUCAAACCGAACACGUCGCUGAAGUCGCACAAAUCGCUUCUGGAACAGGCUAGUCAGUCCGUAGCUAGGCCAGCGCUCCGAUCGGACUCUGUUGAAGAAGACGAGUUGCGUGACUCAGUGGGGACCUUGGACUAUUUCGGCCGCAAGGGCUACAGAGCGUCCAAUGACGCAUAUAACUCGCUGCUAUUCAAGAACUCGACCGAUUCGAUGCUCAGCGCAGAUGAUAGUCCUGUUAUGAUAGAAAACCUGCCCGAGAGCGUCAGGCUGAUUGUCGACUCGCGUCCCAGCGGCCAGGUCCAUGAUCUCGACUAUUUCGACGGCGCCCAAUAUAGUGCAUUCUGGCACAUAACGGAAGAUGAAGCGCAGGCUCUCACAGACUGGAAUUCUCUUGAAUUCCAUCGCCAAAAUGCCAUUUUCGAGCUAUUUCUGCUCCUUCGAAAGCUAAGGAUCAAUCUGAAGCGCAUGGUCUUUCAUUACGGUCCGGCCUUUAGAGAAGCCAAGAACCUAACAGCAGACCAGGAAGCAGAUUUCCAGAAGACUUUCGUUCCCCUUGGGGCCCUAUACGAGUACCUGGAAAAACUAGUGCGCAAAAGGUUGAAACCGGCUUUUGAUAACCAUUUUUUUGUCAACGACCGUUACGUGCUGGACUGUCUGAAGAACUGGCUGUCAAAGCUGGAGCGCGAUUACGAGUACAUCUCCCGAAGCAUGGUGUAUCUGGCGAAAAUUGCUGCCAACGAACGAUUUAGAGAAUGGAUCGAAGUCACUGAGCAAACUGACGAGCUGGCACUCGGGAACAACUAUCUUGCGUCUGCUAGAGAGCUCUGCCACUCGUAUCUUCUUCAAGCCUUUGCUCCAAUGAGGCUUAUGGUGCUGGAUCUGAAGAAGCUUUACGCGAAAAUGGAGGACGACAGGCUUGUUGCAUUGGCUCAAGACAUCUUUAAUCUCCUCAAUAACAUCAACAAGAUUAGCGACUUCACUACCGAUCUAGACAAGAAGAUCAAACUGAACGAAAAAUUGGUCUGCACGGACUACUUGUACCUGGAAAUGGUGGAUCUUUUCAAUGCUAAGAGAAAACUUCGUGUUCCGGUAGACAUAAAUCUUCGGACAGCGAUUUCUUCCGAAAGUGCCAUGCUCUACCUGCUAGACAACUACAUACUUCCACUGGUCAAACGCGAACAUAAAGAAGCGAGCUAUUUGCUCAACAAGCCCCCUAUUGCGCUACAAUAUCUUGAGUAUACAAUACAGGAAGAAAACGGAGAAAAGACGCUAAUAUUAAAGGACACCGGAAACUGUUACACGUACAACGUCCGGAACGAGCGUGUGGAUGCUCCUACUCUUUUCAACAACUUUGUUAAGGACAUUCCAAAAUACAAGGAUGAACUAUUCACGAAACUAAGCAAGACAUACGAACUCAAACUAAUCAACGGCACAUCAUUCCAGAGUCCGGUUCCCUAUUACGAAUACACUGUGCCGCCAAUUGAGAGAAAGGAGCUUGAUCUUGUGCAACAGGCUCUAGCUCAAUCGAAGUUCAAGCCGUACUCCGUCCCCCCAAUUGCUAAUACCCAGGUGCUCAGCAUUGACACUUUCCGCAGGGGUAGGGAGCUCUUCUUUGUUGUUGGAACGGCUGACGGGCUUUACAUGGGUAGACACGACCAACCAGCAACGUGGAAGAAGGUCUGUUCAUAUCCGGAUGCCGUCAAACUUACCAUCGUGCACGAGGAGGUGGUUUUUGUCCUUCUAAAGGACAAGCUCUACAAGGUGGACACAAAGGAUAUGUACGAAUGCUACGAGAAAAAUCUGCUGUGCAACUCCAGCCUGUACCAAGUCGCAAAAGGCGUGAACUCGUUUGAAGUUGGUCCCCAAACUGUCCGUCGUGGGCCCAUCGUAAUGGAGUGCGAUAUCUUAUUCUGCUGGACGGACAAAAAGAUAAUGUUCGGCAUCGUUACUGCCAGCAACGGAUGGAAGCUGACGUUUGAGUCAAUGCGGCCCAUUUUCAAGGUUCGGGGAUUGCAGCUGCUACACCCAACAGACUUUGUGAUCAACCACGUCAACGAGAACAAUCCUAUCUUUUACCUGUCGAACCUCAACACGAUGGGCAACACACAACUCAACAAGAUGGACACGCGAAGAGAACUCAAGUCGCGUAUUCGUGGAGAGAGGCCAAUUGCCGCUUUCAAGCAGUUUGUUAAUGACAAAAACACAGACUAUGACCUAUUGCUGGUCUACUCUCGUUACUGCAUGUUCGUGAAGUAUAGCAAAGACCAGAUCGUGUCAAUUUCGCGAGCAGAGAUACUUCGCUUUAAUUUUGAGGUUCAGGACGCCACUUACGACAGCUACGAACAGAUCCUGGUUGUCUGCGGCGAGCAGAACAUCGAGAUCUGGAGGAUACUCAAGGACCGUCAGGCCAAGUCCGAGCUUAUAGGAUGCGUGAUCGGGUCGCAGGCCAGGCUCUUGAAUAAAACGCCUGGAAAAAUCAUCAUCAGCCUGAUGAACAACGAGCGUUAUGCUGGAAAGGGCAACCAGCUGCUCCUGCACUUGCGCAAGCGCAAACAGUGA